CACUGUGGCCUGCAUUGCUACCUCGAUCCAUCGUUUAAUAUCUAAUUUAAUCCUAUUUUCUGUAAGAUAAAUAUUAUAUUGUGCAGGUGCCCGAAUAUGAAAACAAAUAUGGCGAUCGCUAGGCAACAAAUUGAUCCGAAAUUUAAACCGAUUUUAUGGCAUUGUAAAGACAUUUAAGUAGAGAUAAGUUAUCGUAACCCAUUAAACUAUAUUAUAUUCGAAUUGUGAAGGGGAUAAAUAAAGGAUAAAGAAUAAUAGAAUGGAUACGAUGUGGUAAAUGCUGGCUCUGUAUGCGUCCUCGUUUUCGAAUUGUUUACAAAUGGCGGACAAGACAAAUUUUGAAAAUUUAGAAAUUUCAGACGAUAAAUCAGCAGCAGAUGACCCAAAGAAACCUCUUGCGGAUUUUAUAAAAGAACAUUAUGAUAAGCAAAAGGCCGAGGGGAAGAUAGCUCCAAGUGAUGAUAUCAGCGAUGAGCGUGCCAACAAUUUUUUCAAUAGAGCCAUACAAGAAAGUCAAAGAAUGAAUGAACAAACAGCAAAGUGCAAUGCAAAGACUAAAAAACUCUAUGAAGAAUUUGGAAAAGAUGCGUUUGAAUCUUGGCAAAAUGAGCAUGCAGCACAUGUCCUCACGCCAGAGGAACAACAUUUAAUAAAACAGAACAGAAAUGGACAAACAUAGAAGCAACUUAAUCUAGGAGUUUUUUAUUUGAAAUUAAUGUUUGUAUAUUUAUUUAUUGAAAAUAGAAAAUGUUAACAGUUAAUAAAGCAUUGCAGCUA
This is a messenger RNA of Owenia fusiformis, 777 nucleotides long. Lineage: Eukaryota; Metazoa; Annelida; Polychaeta; Sabellida; Oweniidae. The record is from the annotation of a GenBank genome assembly.